UUUUCUUUCUUGGGAGCGAGGCCAGGCAUUGCCAAUUGCCAAUAGACUUUUCUAUUCAGAAGAAGCACAUUCAUCCGCAGCCUCCAAUGGCUAGCAGAAAAUUAGUUCGGGAUUUUUUGUUCUCCAAAAGACGACCCAUUUUCCAUCAGCUAUUAGUACCUCACCAGGUGGGUAGAGGUGCAACAAGUUUAAGGUUGGUCCAGGCAUAUGGCUACGCGGGUAAUCGCCAAUUCAGUGUAUUCAAUGAGUUCUCUCAGAAAUUCAAAGGCGAGUUUAACAGAAACAAGGAAUUCCAACAGUCAGUCAAGGAACUGAAAGAGAAAGCAGAAGAACUGAAAGGAGUUAAGGAAGAUUUAAAAACAAGAACAAAGCAGACUACCGAGCAGUUAUACAAGCAUGUGGAUGGUGUCUGGACAGAGGCUGAGUCUACAGUGAAAAAGGUUUAUGCAAAUGUGGAGGAAAAGGUUUCUGCUGCUAAAGAAGAGGUCAAAGAAACUUUUAAAUUUGAGAAGCAAGAAUCUCAAGGAUCAAAUGUUAACUCUGACAGUUGCAGCUCAAAUUCCAAAGACACAAAUCAUUCUACAGGAGAAAAGCAGCAACAGCACCAGCAAUCUGAUUUUCGUGAUACUGCAGAAACAGUUUUUGGCAAGGUUAGGUAUGCUGCUUCUUCCUUUACUUCAAAAGUCUCGCCAUCCAUCCAGAAACUAAGGGAAGCAAAACCGAUUGACUUAGCAAAGAAGGGGUAUGCUAUUGUAGUGGAUGAAUUGAAAGGUACUGCGAGCAAGAGGAAGCACCUUGAAGCUCCUGUAGAAUCCCCACAAGCAAACAUUCAGCGGAGCACAAGGACUGACGUUGUUGUUUUACCCUCAAAAAAAUCCAGAUGGAGUAAGAAUUGGGAGGCUUUCAAGGAAAAAAUGCAAGGCCACCCCCUCUUUAAGAACAUCAGGGGAGCAAGUGAACCUGUAGUUACAAAGAGUCAAGAGAUUGCAGAGGAUAUUCGGGAAAGAUGGGAGACUAGUGAUCAUCCUGUGGUUCACAAAAUCCAAGAUUUAAAUGAAACCGUCUUUGGGGAGUCAAGUACAGCAAUGUCAUUUAAGGAAAUACGCCGCAGAGAUCCGACAUUCUCUUUACCGGAUUUUGUUGCGGAGGUUCAAGAAGUGAUCAGACCAGUCCUCGAGGGUUUCUAUAAAGGAGACCUUGAAUUGCUGAAAAAAUAUUGUAGCUCCACGAUGAUUGAGCGGUGUAAAGCGGAGCAUAGUGCUUUCAACAGCCAGGGUUAUGUUUUUGAUAAUAAAAUACUUCAUAUAUCUGAAAUUGAAGUUCGAGAGACAAAAUUGAUGGGAGAAACUCCCAUCAUCAUUUUAGCGUUCCAAACACAGCAGGUCUAUUGUUUACGCGAUAAACUGGGAUCCAUAGCUGAAGGGGGGAAGGACGCGAUUCACACUGUAUACUACGCUUGGGCGAUGCAACUCGUGGAUCCAGAAGAGGUUGGCGAGGGCGCAAUUUAUCCGGUUUGGCGGCUCAGAGAGAUGCAACAGUUUGGUGUUGCUGCCCUUAUAUAACACUUUCUGCCUCAUCACCAUUUGAGUGGAGAUAGCUGUUGUAUCAGCCUGUUUGCAGUUCAUACUCUCCUGGUGGAGAAAAUUUUGGCAGAAAAACUUAUUGUUAUAAUUUAUAAACUGAACUCCAUCAUUUUACUGCUGGGUUCAUUUGUUGACUUGACAUGGUCCUCCAUGAUCACCCUAACAUUUUUUCAUUGUACUGUGUAUCUUCAUCUUCCAAUUAUCUCAUAAAAUAACCACUACCAUCUGUUUCAUAUGCAUUGAGUUUUAUAUAAAAGGAGAAAUCGCACUUUUGGUUA
Ipomoea triloba (trilobed morning glory) is the source of this 1861-nucleotide messenger RNA. RefSeq names its product mitochondrial import inner membrane translocase subunit TIM44-2-like. The coding region runs from base 87 to 1562 and encodes 491 amino acids. Gene Ontology annotation, biological process: protein import into mitochondrial matrix. The record is from RefSeq and is a predicted model, not a curated record. Lineage: Eukaryota; Viridiplantae; Streptophyta; Magnoliopsida; Solanales; Convolvulaceae. The transcript is spliced from 14 exons. Gene Ontology annotation, molecular function: protein-folding chaperone binding. Gene Ontology annotation, cellular component: mitochondrial inner membrane.